AUGGCCCUGGAAGCUGCGGCUUUCCCUCAAGGCCUCUUUGGCUAUGCUUUCGAUGAGUGGUGUGCCACCGCCGCCGGAGGAGGAGGAGGAGGAGGAGGAGGAGCAUGGGGCAGUGGCUUGGGAGGACUGCUUGAGGCCGAGAAAAGAAUGGGCGGUGGCGGGGAUGGGACUUGGGAUCCCUCCUCCUGCUCCUCCUCCUUGGCACAACAUCUGCAGGAGUGGAAGGCGAAUUCCCCGUCGACGAAGGUGGGCGGCCGGAGGAAGAGGCGGCGGGCGAAGAGCGUCAAGAACAAAGAGGAGGUGGAGAACCAGAGGAUGACCCACAUCGCCGUGGAGCGCAACCGCCGCAGGCAAAUGAACGAGUACCUGGCCGUGCUCCGCUCUCUCAUGCCCUCUUCCUUCGUCCAAAGGGGUGAUCAAGCAUCGAUUGUCGGCGGCGCAAUAAACUACGUCAAAGAACUCGAGCAGCUCCUUCGAUCACUGGAACUGCGGAAGCGGCUCGAGCAACGAGCGGGUGCAGCCGGCGUCGCCUCCGCCUUUGCCGACUGCUUUAGCUUCCCCCAGUACGCCUCCUACUCAGCCAAUGGGGGCGCCACCGACAGCAGCAGCAGCAACAACGACAAGAAGAAUCACGGCGUCACCGGCGCUGACACUGCCUUUGGGAACAACGGCGAGGUCGAGAACCGAGCAGCCACCGCGAACAUCGAGGUGACGGUGGUCGAGAGCCAUGCGAGCCUGAAGGUGCUCUCGAGGCGGCGGCCGAAGCAGCUGGUGAAGCUGGUGGUGGGGCUGCAGAGCCUGCGGCUGAUGCCGCUGCACCUCAACGUCACCUCCCUCGAUCAGAUGGUCUUGUACGCCUGCAGUCUCAAGGUGGAAGAUGAUUGCCAACAUACAUCAGUGGAUGAGAUAGCAACAGCAGUCCAUCAGAUGUUGUGCAGGAUCGAAGAGGAGGAGACAUACCUUAAGACGACUCCAUUUGCUUGCCACCAAAUAGGAGCCUCUCAUAUGAUUUAGAAUCUUGUAUUUGUAGGACAGAGCUGUUGAUCUCAGUUACUUGGGACUUCUGCAUUUGAUGAUGAUAACCUGAGUGCUUUGCUGAUCUGCUUGGCAAAAAAUUAUCAACAUAAGAAUAAACCGAAUACAUGGAAGUCUUUGGAUUA
This is a messenger RNA of Musa acuminata AAA Group (dessert banana), 1160 nucleotides long. RefSeq names its product transcription factor bHLH94. The transcript has 3 exons. Gene Ontology annotation, biological process: regulation of transcription by RNA polymerase II. Gene Ontology annotation, molecular function: protein dimerization activity; DNA-binding transcription factor activity, RNA polymerase II-specific; RNA polymerase II cis-regulatory region sequence-specific DNA binding. The record is from RefSeq and is a predicted model, not a curated record. Lineage: Eukaryota; Viridiplantae; Streptophyta; Magnoliopsida; Zingiberales; Musaceae. Bases 1 to 1014 code for a protein of 337 amino acids.